AUGGGAUCCUUGCUUUGUUGUCUUCGUGGCUCGGCCAUUGAUGAAGAAGAUGUAGACUCUAAUGAUAACGAACAAGUUCAAGAGUCGAACAACACAACCGAUAGAAGCACCCCCCAAGCCGGUUUCAAUGUGUUCGCACAUGGCGUCACAAAGAUGUGUAACGAUCUUUUUGGAAGUGGAGUAGCGGGAUCUCUGCAGUCUUCAUCUUCUAUAAGGGAUGCCAAAAGUUUAAAUCAUUCAGACGUAGAACCAGAACUAGCUCGUGGAAGUAGCGGGCUAACAUUUACACGUGACGAAGAUUGUGAAUCAUCAAAAGAUGACGAAUGUCUUAUUUGCCUUGAAGAAUAUACAAGCGAAAAUCCGAGGAUUACCACAAAAUGCUUACACGAUUCUCAUCUUAGUUGCAUCUUGGAGUGGCAACAAAGAAGCGAACUUUGUCCGGUUUGUGCAAAGUUGAUGGAAUUUGAGGAGAUGAGUUGA
Cynara cardunculus var. scolymus (artichoke) is the source of this 480-nucleotide messenger RNA. RefSeq names its product E3 ubiquitin-protein ligase At3g02290-like. The transcript has 4 exons. NCBI's taxonomy places the organism in Eukaryota, Viridiplantae, Streptophyta, Magnoliopsida, Asterales, Asteraceae. Bases 1 to 480 code for a protein of 159 amino acids. The record is from RefSeq and is a predicted model, not a curated record. Gene Ontology annotation, molecular function: ubiquitin-protein transferase activity.